UAAUUGUCCAAUAUAUUGGUGGAUAGGUUUGUACCUAUGCGUCUCUUGUUCAAAUUUUGAAAUUCCUAUUUCUUAAAUUUUUGUGAUAGAUUUGAACUCUUUCCUCUCUCCUUAAUAAAAUAAAAUGUAAAAAAAAUAUAUAGUAGAUGAGUAUAUGCUUCUAGGAUGCCGCAGUGUGAUUUUCGUUUGGCAUGUGCUUCUAAGAUGUCGUAGUCUGUAGUGUGUAGGACGAGUAGCAUUGAGUUGAAUUGGCAGUGGAGGUGCCGUGCUUGGACCGUUAGGUACAACAACUCGACCAUUGAGACAAAGGAGGAAGAAGGCAUAAAACAAAUGCAAGAGCUUACUUCCUUCAAUAUUCCACUUGAAGCCAUUUUUUAGCUCAUUCCCAAUAACGGACUCAUCCAUCAUUUCUGCACACAACAUGUGAAAGUGAAACCAAACUCAAAAUUAUCCUUGGCUUGAGGCUUGAGGCUUGAGGAUUUGAAUAUUCCUUCCUUCAAUAUUCACUUGAAACAAAUGCAAGAGCUCAUUCCCAAUAACGGACUCAUCCAUCAUUUCUGCACACAACAUUAUACAAUUACGUUCGGUACUUGUCACUUUGACUCACUCUGCAUACCUUGAGCUAGAGGAGACGACAAGACAAGAGAACACGGGCAACCAAUAUCCAUGCCAGGCCAGUGCUUCUGCCCCUGUUUCGACUUUGAACAUGACAACCGCACCUCCUCUCAAACGGAGGUGGAGGUGGAGCCGGUGCUGCUGGUGUCGGGCAUCGGAGGCUCCAUUCUGCACUCCAGGAGGAGGAAGUUGGGCUUCGACACACGGGUCUGGGUCCGGAUCUUAUUGGCUGACUUGGAGUUCAAGAAGAAGCUCUGGUCUAUCUACAAUCCCCAAACAGGUUAUACAGAAACGCUAGACAAGGAAACUGAAAUUGUGGUCCCAGAUGACGAUUACGGCCUGUAUGCCAUUGAUAUUCUGGAUCCUUCCUGGUUUGUCAAAUUGAUACGUUUGAAAGAGGUGUACCAGUUCCAUGAUAUGAUUGAUAUGCUUGUCGAGUGUGGGUAUAAGAAGGGAACCACUUUGUUUGGAUACGGAUAUGAUUUUCGACAAAGCACUAGAAUUGACAAGUCAAUGGAGGGUCUUAAGGUGAAACUGGAAACUGCUUACAAGGCUUCUGGGGGUAGAAAAGUAAAUAUAAUUUCGCAUUCAAUGGGUGGACUGCUAGUCACAUGUUUUAUGUCACUCCAUACUGAUGUAUUUUCAAAGUACGUGAGUAAAUGGAUCUGCAUAGCUUGCCCUUUUCAAGGUGCACCAGGAUGCAUCAAUGAUUCUCUCUUAACUGGAUUACAGUUUGUUGAAGGCUUGGGAAGUUACUUUUUUGUAUCAAGGUGGACUAUGCACCAGCUGUUGAUUGAGUGUCCAUCAAUCUAUGAGAUGUUGGCAAAUCCAAAAUUUAAUUGGAAAAGGCCGCCCGAAAUUCAGGUUUGGAGGAACAAGUCUACGGAUGGGGAAACCUUGGUUGAUUUGGAGUCUUAUGGCCCAAUUGAAAGCAUCCCCUUGUUUGAAGAAGCAUUGAAAUAUAAUGAGCUAAAUUAUGAUGGUGAAACGGUAGAUUUGCCAUUUAACUGUUCUAUUCUCAGAUGGGCUGCUGAGACUCGCCAAGUUUUGAACAGUGCUAAACUACCAGAUAGCGUCAGCUUCUAUAACGUAUAUGGCACAUCGUUCGACACCCCUUUUGAUGUUUGCUACGGUUCGGAGACAGCUCCAAUUCAGGACCUGUCUGAAAUAUGCCAUUCAAUACCUCAGUAUUCUUAUGUGGAUGGAGAUGAAACAGUUCCGGCUGAGUCAGCAAAGGCGGAUGGAUUUGCUGCAGUGGAAAGAGUAGCAAUAGCUGCAAGGCACCGUGAACUAUUACGGGACAAAACAGUUUUUCAACAUAUCCUAAGGUGGUUGGGAGUCGAACAGAAGGUCAGCAGACAUUCUAAGACAUCAAGAGUUGCAGACGCCUCUUCAAAUAAGCGUGCUUGAAAAUUGAAGGAAAUUCUGUGUUCAAAUUAUGACUAUAAUAGCACCUUAGAAUUGUACUGAAUACUGUGCUUUUUAGCAUUAUUUGUUAUUUGAGUACUGUAUGUAUACUUGUAUAGUAUUCUUGGCGUGCAUGUUAAUUUCAUUGA
Molecule: messenger RNA, 2171 nt
Organism: Pyrus x bretschneideri (Chinese white pear)
Lineage: Eukaryota; Viridiplantae; Streptophyta; Magnoliopsida; Rosales; Rosaceae
Product: phospholipase A(1) LCAT3-like
Exons: 11
Coding region: 667-2025 (452 amino acids)
Biological process (GO): lipid metabolic process
Source: RefSeq, a predicted model, not a curated record